This is a messenger RNA of Leptinotarsa decemlineata (Colorado potato beetle), 1044 nucleotides long. Its product is annotated as patj homolog. The record is from RefSeq and is a predicted model, not a curated record. NCBI's taxonomy places the organism in Eukaryota, Metazoa, Arthropoda, Insecta, Coleoptera, Chrysomelidae.
UGUCAUUUGUCAUGUCAUGAGAAAGUGAGAAAGGAGAAAGUCACAGUAAAGGAAUAAUUCUUGAACGAAAUAAAUGAAAACAUUGCCGAGUAGAUACAUUUCUGUACCUACAGUUUCGAAAUUGAAUUGAUUUGUAAAAUGCAUCUCAAUGCCGAUAUUUCAAGUGCCUUGCAAUUGCUGGAGGAUAUAAAACAAACAAUUGAAGACACAGGGGAUCCUAAAUUACAAGUAAAUAUGUGCCAGGAUAUGAAUUUACUUAUAUCUGUCUUGGAGAAUCCAGUUCUUAGAAGUAUAGUAACUGUACAAGAUUCUUUGUGUGAACUUGAUCAACAGUUGAGUCAACAUCCUUCUAUUUUACCAGUUGAUUUUGAUAUAACAGCUGCAGGUGAAUUGGUCUUGAAUGUUCCGCCAGCUGGUGAAUUAUAUGAUCCGGAUUAUGAAGACGAUUAUCGUUCGAAUAGAGAUUUUGAUGAACAAAGAGUACCUUCUGCAUCCAUUUCACCUAGUUCUCCACUUAUGCAGCAAGGUAGCAAUUCCGACACUAAGUUAUUGCUAUUAAAAAGUCGCAAACUGAAUAACAGCAUUUGCAACACAGAGCCUUCAAGAAUUUUUCAAAACAGUUCUACUUUCAAUCAAAUUGACGAUAUUAUCCAGAGAUCUCCUUCAGUUGGAAGCGAUGUUUCAAAGAAUGAGUCAGAGAAUUUGAUAAGUAGUGAAUGGUCCCAAGUAGAGAGUAUUGAUUUAGUUAAUGAUGGCACUGGCCUAGGGUUUGGAAUAUUAGGCAUGAAAAAUAUGGGAGUUGUUGUGAAAACAAUAUUACCUGAUGGAGUCGCAGAUAGGGACAGCAGGUUACAAAGUGGUGAUCAUAUUUUACAACCAAAAUUGCUCAUUUUGGCUAGAAGUCCGUCGUACCAAACUCUGUCGAACGCCUUAGAGACGUCUAGGAAUAUCGCUUCGGUGUGGUAUCGUUUGCCCACGUUGAAACCUCAGUCGCAUAGUCUACUACCCUCAGGACUUGUAGCUCUGUUGAAUGCUCGGAUCUGA